Molecule: messenger RNA, 1572 nt
Organism: Cylicocyclus nassatus
Lineage: Eukaryota; Metazoa; Nematoda; Chromadorea; Rhabditida; Strongylidae
Source: the annotation of a GenBank genome assembly
CCCGACAAAGAGGAGAAAAAGAAGAAGGAAAAAGAGCAGGAGAAGAAGGAAGAGCCUCGCAAAGCUCAGCAGAAUCAAAAAAGCGAAGCUGAACUGCUAGAAGAAUUACGAGUGAAGCUAAGAGCCGGUAGUGUCGUUUGUGUUUACGAUGAUGCACAGCAUCGAGGAAAAUGGUAUCCAGCUGUUGUUGUCGCAUUGAAAGUUUACAGAGAUUUAACUACAAAGGGGAAAAAUCUGGGAAAAAACGAAAUUCCCGUACGCAGUUUCCAAAAUGGAAAGUAUUUCGCCGCAUCACUCGCGAACCUAGUUCUAUUGGACGACCAGCCUAUAAGUAAAAAAGCCCUCGAUGCGAUGAGUAAUCCGCAGCGCACGGCUGUCGACAGAGCGAACGCGUUCAAUAGUAAAGGCACGCUCCCAAAUAAUUGGAUUGCAAAGGAGAUUUACGCCGAUACAAGUAUUCCGAGGAAAAAGGAACCUGUCAAAGCUGAUACAAGCAUCAAAACGGCCAAGAAGGACGAUAAGGCCGAAACUUCGAAAAAGGAGGACGAUGCCAAGAAGAAGAAAGCGAUUUAUAGAGUGGAAAGUAGCUCGGAGACCUCAGAGAGCAGUGGUGAAGAGGAAUAUGGGGAAGAGAGAGACCUGUUUGUGGCUCAGCUGUACAAAUUCCAAGAGGAAAGAGGAACACCCAUUAACCGUGCGCCGAUUCUUGGUGGAAAAGAUAUAGAUCUUUAUCGCUUUUAUCGCGUUGUUCAAGACUAUGGUGGUUGUAAACGAGUUACAACCAAUCAGCUAUGGAAAAAGGUGCUCAUCAAACUUCAUCUGUCUGGUUGUCCUGGAGCUACUCCUGUUACUGUGAGGAAGGCUUACAUAAGAUACUUAGCCCACUUCAAUUCCUUCUACAAAAGGCUGGGCUGGUCUUUGGAUGAGUUGUCCAUCACAUCGACGAUCAAUAGUCCUAGAGAACGUCGGCUUAUUCGAAACGCCGAACUAAUGAAUCAGCAGAAACCAGUAAAACGGCGAAAGUCAAGUGCAGCCGAAGCUAAGGAGAAGACGACAAAAAGAGGAAAAGCCGAUGGAAGAGAGUCAAAGGAGACUUCUCGUGAUCCUGAUGGGAGCAGUCAACGAGAAAGAUCAACCUGCUCUCCAUCUACUUCCACAAGCUCGGAGAAGCCAAAGAAGCUGGAAAAAGAAGAAGACGAGAAGAAAGCUGAGCGUAAGCAAAAGGAUGAGGAUGUGAAGGAAAAGAAAGAAAAGAAGGAGAAAGCUAAGGAAAGGGAGAAGGAAGAGAAGGCAAAAGACAAGGAGACAAAGUCCAAGAUCAAAAAAGAAGAAGAAGUGAAGGAAAUGGAGGAAAAGCGUGGCGAGAAACUUAUCGAGAAGAUCAAAGAAGAAGAGAAAACCGAAGUCGAGCACAAACACAAAUCAUCACCAUCGAAAGCUGAACAGGAAGCGGAUGCAAGAGCAGAAAGAUCAGAACGACGUGACAGUGAACGAGAAAAAAAUGCUGCAGCUGUCGACAAAGAUGGGGUUCAUACCGAAAAGAGAGAUCAUGAUAUUAGCGAUGAAGAUGGA